AUGCGCUUCAUCGUACCUUUCCUUGCCGCCGCCGGCCUCGCCAGCGCAGGAUUACUAGAGACGGUUGUCAAGAGAGAUGACUAUUGGGGUGGCAGUGUCUCUCUCGGUCCCUCCAAAUCGACCAUCAUUAACGCCGUCACGACCCUGAUCCCCGGAGCUGCGCCAGAAACUCAGAACGGUGUAUUGUUCCUCUGGCCUGGUAUGUCCAACGGAACCGGUGACCUGGUCCAGACCACCCUCGAAAGCUGGCCUAGCAACUCGUGGUGCGGAGCCGCCACCGGCGAGUGGUGUGUGCGUGCCAGUGUCUUUGGCAGCUUUGGCCAGCUAGAUGGGGCGGGUUCACCCGUGAGAGGAACUGACCAGGUCCGAAUUGAGUACAAUCUUGAGUCUGACGGACAGACCUGGAAGCAGACUGUCACAAAUGGCCAGACUGGUGCCCUGCUUUCAACUUACUCCCACGCCUCUGGACCGUAUAUGCGAGGAUAUGGCACCGGAACUGAGUGUAAUGACAACUGCUCGGGAGCUAUCGCUCCGCAGAAAUAUUUGAACACGAUUAUCACUCUCGCCUCGGCUGAUACUAACUUUGGCUCGACCAUUGCUAGCGCGGGUGGUGCGACUUAUACCGAAGUUUCGUCUAGCCAGGGCGGGAAGGUCUGGACCGUCAAGCAGAUUGACAUUCCCGCAAUGCAUUAA
Molecule: messenger RNA, 693 nt
Organism: Penicillium robsamsonii
Lineage: Eukaryota; Fungi; Ascomycota; Eurotiomycetes; Eurotiales; Aspergillaceae
Exons: 4
Coding region: 1-693 (230 amino acids)
Source: RefSeq, a predicted model, not a curated record